AUGGGUUUUUUAACAGGCUCUCACAAGGACUCAUGGCAGCCCAUUAUGACUGCAAAGACAAACACACACAGCUACUGGCUUAAUUGGAGAGUUUUUAUUUGUUCCAUAUGGAUUCUGGUUUCAGUAAUCUUGUCAUCGUUGCUUGUAUGGAAGUAUGAGCGUUUGAGAAAGCCAGCAAGCAAUGGAAGGAGGGAAACACAAGAAGAAACAUCAGCAACUUUAUAUGAGGAUGAAACUUGGAGGCCUUGCCUAAAGGGAAUUCACCCUGCAUGGCUCAUGGCUUUCAGAGUUGUGGCAUUUAUUACGCUUUUGGUGCUUCUCAUAAUCAAUUCAAUUGUUGAUGGAGGAAACAUUUUCUACUAUUACACUCAGUGGACUUUCACUUCAAUCACUAUAUAUUUUGGGCUUGGAUCUUUGCUCUCCAUAUAUGGAUGCUACCAACAUCAUAAGAAAGCAACAGGAGAUAAGGUUGAUAACGUGGAUGGAGAUGCAGAGCAAGGAAUAUAUGAUUCUUCUGCACUCCCACAAAGCUCUAAUAAUCCAUCUGACCAAGAGAAAGGCAUGGGAGACCCAGAAGAGGUUAUUGUUCGCCAACAUGCAGGCUUUUGGGGUUAUAUUUUUCAAAUAAUAUUCCAGAUUAAUGCUGGCGCUGUCAUGCUCACUGAUUGCGUAUUUUGGUUCAUAAUUGUUCCAUUUUUAACCAUCAAAGAUUACAACCUAAAUUUUUUGAUAGUCAUUAUGCACUCAAUCAAUGCUGUUUUCCUUAUAGGUGAUACAGCUUUAAAUUGUCUGCGAUUUCCUUGGUUUCGAAUAGGAUACUUUUGCCUGUGGACAAUCAUAUAUGUGAUUUUCCAGUGGAUGGUUCAUGCUUGCAUUAAUCUCUGGUGGCCUUAUCCAUUUCUUGAUUUGUCAUCCUCUUAUGCUCCACUAUGGUACUUUGCAGUGGCAUUACUGCAUAUUCCAUGCUAUGGAAUUUUCACUUUGUUAAUGAAGCUGAAACACUAUGUUUUGUCAACUCGAUACCCAGAUUCAUAUCAAUGUGCCAAAUAA
Molecule: messenger RNA, 1050 nt
Organism: Sphenostylis stenocarpa
Lineage: Eukaryota; Viridiplantae; Streptophyta; Magnoliopsida; Fabales; Fabaceae
Source: the annotation of a GenBank genome assembly